CUGAGAGAUGACUGGAAUUCCUCAUCUGGCUGAGAGUCAUUCUAAGUCUCUGGCUGUAGUUCCUGUCCUAUCCGCUCUAACGCUGGAUGCUUUCCUCUGCACCGCUUUCUCUGGCGUCUCAGUCAGGGAAGGCAGCUCUCAGGGGACUAACUAUCUGGGCUUUUCCUCUUCCUGCUCUGAAGUGCAGACGAAGCUUUGCUACAAUCUGUGGCGAUAGGCAUUAAUUAGCUUGCCUUGGCUAAUGAGCUUAGCUGAGCUGAGAGGCUUUUAGCUGCGCAGCCCGUUGUUGCUGAGCGCCAGCGGAGCAGAGGAGUAGAUCUAAGGGCUCCACCGCUCCUCACCUACUGGUGCUGCCGCUGUGGCUGGGACGUCUCCCUCCCUCUCCAGCUUCAUCUGUCCUAGAACAUCGGCAGUCUGCUCCAGUAGCUGUAUCACUUCUUAGGCAGCUCUCUCUCUCUCUCUCUCUCUCUCUCGCUCCCUUUGUAUUAAUAUCUUCAUCUCUUUCCUGUGUUGCUCUCUGUCCUGACUUUGUUGCCAAAAUGUACCGGAACCCAUGGAUCUCCAAUUACCUGACUCACGUCAAGUUUUGCAGCCAAGGACUUGAGAGUGAGAACCCUGUCACACUAAGCAAUCCCAGAUUGUUGCAGAAGAGAGCUCUGAGCUUCCAGGCGGAAAAAGACAGCUCAGCCAACAGCACCAAGGACAUAGAUGUUGGUCUGUUGUCCGGUCUCCCUAAAGUCUCUGAAUUAAGGAAACGAUUUGAAGGCAUUACUCUAAGUUCUAGCGACUGGGAAAUGAACAGAAAGGAGCGCGUUGCUCGGCGCCUGGAAGGCAUUGACAGCGAGGUUCAUCCGUCUCUGUUGCCAAACCUGGUGGCCAACCGUCUACUGGAGGAAGAUAAGCCAAGAUACACCAGGGCCUCAGACCCCUGUGAACCGUUUGCUGUCCAGAGGUAUGGAGAUGGAUUUGAAGGGCCAGCGAUGCAGGGGACCGCUCCAGAGCGACCGUCCAGGGUUUCAUGCAGGCCUGACCCCCCAUUGUCCAUCCACACACAGCCAGUCGGCAGUUCAGGCUCCAACACCAGGGUCCAAGAGCUGGAAUCCAAGGCGGAACGGAUCGCCCGCUACAAGGCGGAGCGGCGCCGGCAACUUGCUGAGCGCUAUGGUAUCUCCUUGGAUCAGGAGCUCUAUCGUCCCGCUCCGCAUACUCGCACGUCCAAGGAGUCGGAAGGCUCGAAAAGCCAAAACAAAGAGGAGAUGCAGAGGGAAGACUUGACCUCCUACACCAGCUCAUCUGCCACCAGCCCAAAGCCUGGACGCACAGCACCACAGCACAGCCAUCCUAGCCUGGGCUAUGAGGUGUCUCAAACUGCGACGGACUCGCUCUCGCAGAGGGAGAGGUUGAUGAACCUGGAGAACCAGCGUAGGGCUGCGCAUCCUGAGCCAUCCUCUCUGUCCUCGUACAUGGAUGUCACGUUUUCCUCCACUGCCAAGGGUCCGACUAAGGACUCUUCAGUCACAGGGAUGCCACCCAGUUCACCCAAGAUGAGCAGACACCGUUCCCUGUCCUCACCCAAACACAGCGUCUCUGCAGGGGACAUCGACAAACAGGCUUAUAACCCUCUCAGCAGACAGGGCAUGAGGACAGAACAGAAAACUGAUUGGUUCCUCCAGACUGAUGCUGAGGGCGACACCCAGUCCCUCAUCAACUGGCCGUCAAGAGUCAAAGUUAGGGAGAGGCUUGCCAGGGAGGACGGCUGCCACCGGAGCCAGGAGCUGGGACAUGUGACAGACGUUCCAGGCUACCGCAGACAAGUCCAGCACCCAUGCCAGAUGUCUGCCCAUUAUUGCACAGACCCACCAGAGUCACAGCGGACUGGUUCCCAGCCCAAAUAUGCUACAGAGGCACUGCCCUCCCAACUUGGACAGGAGAUUGGCAGUUACCCCAGUUACUUGUCAAUGGCCUCUAGUCCUAUGCCCAGAGGCAGGCAGCAGCAGGCCAGGGAGGAGGAGGCUGAGGACACGGGAGAUGUGAAGACAGAGGGCCUUCUGAAGAGCAGGAAGGCAGUGCUGCCAUCAGAGAUCCGUCGGAGGGAGAGGAGCACGGAGGACCCGUGGAGAGGACGAGGAGACCAGGACCUGGGGACGACCAGAGUGAAAAGCCAGAGCCAUGCGAGAGAGGGUGAGACAGAGGAUCCUGUAAGAGAAAGAAGCAGACCCAGCUGGGAAGAAAUGCAGUACACCUCCCACCUGCAAGCAGCAGAGAACAGGCCUAGAGAGCAGGAAAAAGCCUCUCAUCUCUCCAAGACGUGGGCCGGUGCCCACACCCAGCCCAGAGUGAUGCAUUCAGGCCCAGCAGGCUCCACCUACUACUUUGCUACAGAUCCACAAGGACCCAGUGAGAAGAAGCACCAGAGUUAUGACCCCCCCGAGGUCGGGCAGGGUGACCGUUUCAACAACCAAGAAAGUCACCAUGACAACCGCGUGUCUGUGACCCAGCUCAAACAUUCCUACAUGGAGAGUACCAGCACCCCUCCAAGCAGCCGCCGGAUUGACACUGAGGUUGAGGGGGGCAGGACAUUCAUGGGCUGUGAGGCCCCUUGGAGAGGUGACAGGGGGCGCAGGCCCCGUCAAUAUGUCUGCCCUGGGGAGAGUAGAAAGACCUCGGAGAGGUUUAGGACGCAGCCCAUCACUUCUGCUGAGCGCCAGGAGACCCAUAGGUCCUGUGUUGGUUCAGAUUUAGCUUCCACAGAAGCAGCUGAUGAAGAGAAGCUAGACGACCGGGCCAAGCUGAGUGUAGCAGCCAAGCGCUCUCUGUUCAGGGAACUAGAGAAAAGCAUAGAUGGCGGGGUUCCUAAGCCACGAUCCAGGAAUGGAGUGAUUGACAGAAGAAUGAGGCGAACCCAGGACCGAUCCAGAACUCAGCCUGUCACCACUGAGGAAGUGGUCAUCGCUGCCACCGUCCCUUCUCAUGUGCCACAAGCGACGGCUGUGCACACCACUGUAGCACGCUGCCAUAGCCCCACCCUAGUUUGCAGCUAUGUCACACCAUACAGCCUGCGGGCAGCCUCACAGCAGACUGCAGCCAUCCGGGAGCAGGCACAGAGCCCACAGCACGGACGCCCGACCCAGGAGGCACCAAGCUCCAAGCCGUCAUCCACAAUGGAGGGAAGCCAGGAGGAGCCUGACCUCUGCACCCUCACCCUGGCAGAAAAGAUGGCGCUGUUCAACAGACUGGCGCAGCCUCCAACCAGGGUGACCCACACCAGAGGGGACACUCGGAAGCGCAGGUGCAACACCCGCUACCAGACGCAGCCCAUCACACUGGGAGAUAUGGAGCAGGAGUCUUCAGACGUAGACAACAGGGACGAACAGGAGCUGUGUGACAGCCCAGUAGAGCUGCUACACCUUCAGAAUGGUACCGGACACUUCCCCUCCUCAUCUUCAUCUUCGCCACUGAGAGCUGGAGGCACUGUUUCCACAGACCAUGCAGGAGACAUCCACAUAACCAGAGCACAAGCCCGGGUUGAGCACCCGCCUCCCUGCUCCGACAGGUCCCUGCCCCCUCGCCACCCAGACUGCCCGACCACUUGGUCCCAGGACGCCGCGCACCAGAGGCUUCAGGAAGAAGACGGAGUUGAUGUGGGAGCAGGCAAAAGGAAGAUUCCGUCUCCCGAAGGAUCCGUAAGACAGGCUGCUCCUUCGCAGCCCCUGACUGGAAGAGAGAGACGAGCAGAGGAAGAGGAGGUGGUCGUGGAGCAGCAGCUACUCAGAGGGAGGACGGGAACAGCGCAGAGCUUAGAGAACCACACGGACUGUCAAAGGAGCAGGGACGGCGUUAGAGCGCUGCCAGAGUUCACUGUGGCAGCAUCAGGUUCUGUCAGGCCUGUGUGUGAGCCUCCCACGGACGAAAGUGGCUCCUUAUCCAGCAUAGCUCACCCUGAGCAGGAGGACGAGCUGAGCGACAUGAUGACGGCCAGACACAUGUCCAUCAAAGAGAGAGUUGCCUUGUUGAAGAGGAGCGGUGAAGAAGACUGGAGGAACAGAAUCAAUAAGAAGCAGGAUGCGGUGAAGGUUGCUGUGGACGAGCAGCUUUGGGAGGUGGAGCAGAGCUUCAAGAAGAAGGAGCCAGACGUUGCCUCCAUUUUCCCCACCUCCCCUGAGCCUCCUUUUCACACGUCUUCAGCCGAUGAGUCCCUUAGUCAGGCCACCAGAUCUCCCAGAGCCGUGCAGGUGGAUGAGAAACACCCGUGGAGACGCAAGAGAGUUUGUGAAGAGGAGGCAGAGAGCGACAGGACUGAGGCUCACAUGUCCAUCCAGGAGAGGAAGCAGCUGAUAGUGGCCCGAGAGGAGGCCUGGAGGACCACAGGCUACGGAGCUGCUAAUGACUCAACACAGUUCACUGUGGCUGCACGCAUGGUGAAGAAAGAUAAACAGCCAGUGUGUGACGCUGUCCUGUGGGCCUGUGCUCCUGCAGGCUUGGCCUCACCCUCUGCCCUCACAGGCUCAGCACCAGCCAAACCCAAGAACUGCAGCGUCGCCAUCUCCAAACCACAAGAAGCAGAGAUCAAGGCUGUGCCAGACCUCAACUUGGAGUCGGACACGAAGUUGGAUAAACUGGAGUCAUUUCUAGGCAAACUGAACAGUAAAGCAUGCGGCCUACUAGAAGCCACCAUCACGGUCACAGAGAAGAAGGUGAAGGAAGUGAUGAACCUUGAAGACGAGACCUUCUCGAAGUUCUACCGGCAAGUGGAGGAGCUUCCUCCUCCUGCCACGAGCAAAGUGGAAAUCGAGGACGACUUUGAUGCCAUCUUUGGUCCCCAGGUGCCAAAACUGACCUCGGAGAUGGUGCAGCACAAGCGAGCAGUUCGCCCGGCGCGUAACGUCCAGGCUUCCAGAAACCCUCUGAAGAUGCUUGCAGCGAGACAGGACAUCCGACACGAGUACACGGAGCAGAGGCUCAACGUGGGCCUGUUGGAAAGCAAGAGGAUGAAGGCUGAGAAGAUGUCCAACAGCUCAGGCUUCUCAGAGGUAGCUCUCGCUGGACUCGCUAGCAAGGAAAACUUCAGCAGCAUCAACCUGCGUAGUGUCCAAAGCUGUGAACAGAUGUCCAACAACAGUGCCGUGCCGUACAAGAAGCUCAUGCUGAUGCAGGUCAAAGGCCGAAGGCACGUCCAGACUCGACUGGUGGAGCCCAGAGCAUCUUCUCUGAACAGUGGAGACUGCUUCUUGCUCAUCGCUCCGAACCACUGCUUUGUCUGGCUUGGAGAGUUUGCCAAUGUCAUCGAAAAAAACAAGGCUUCAGAGUUGGCCCACUUCAUCCAGAGCAAAAGAGAUUUAGGUUGCUGUGCCAACUACGUCCAAAUGAUUGAGGAGAGCGCUGGCGCACACAGCCACGCGGCAAAGGACUUCUGGAGAAUCCUGGGAGGGACAUCGAGUUACCAGUCCGCAGGAACCCCAGAUGAAGACGAGCUCUACGAGGGUGCCAUCGUGGAGACUAACUGCAUCUACCGGCUGAUUGAUGACAGACUGGUCCCAGAUGACGACUUCUGGGCCAAGAUGCCUCGCUGUUCUGUGCUCGUGCCCAAAGAGGUCUUAGUUUUUGACUUUGGCAGUGAGAUGUACAUAUGGCAUGGGAGGGAAGUGACUCUGGCCCAGAGGAAGGUGGCCUUCCAGCUGGCCAAGCACCUGUGGAACGGCACCUUCGAUUACACCAACUGUGACAUCAACCCACUGGACCCUGGGGAAUGCAACCCACUCAUACCCAAGAAAGGCCAGGGCCGACCUGACUGGGCGGUGUUUGGGAGACUGACUCAACACAACGAAACCACACUGUUCAAAGAGAAGUUUGUGGACUGGAGCGACUCCAGUCCUACAACAGGCACUAUUGACCACAUUCCUGAUCAGAAGGAACAGUCCUCCUCUAAACAGUCCCAGAUGUUUGCUGCCUCCCAGAUGCUGGCCCUCUGUCAGGCACCUGUCUGCACCACCCUGGACGGCUUCAACGUGGGCCGGGGCUACGGCCUGGUGGAGGUGGAGGACUGGCGGAGCUAUGACAUCAGCACCCUGGCAGUUGAAGUGUGGCACAUCUUGGAGUUUGACUACAGCCGCCUGCCUUGUCAGAGCAUCGGUCAGUUCCAUGAGGGAGACACCUACGUGGUAAAGUGGAAAUACAUGGUCUGCACUGCAGUUGGAAAGCGACAGACAGAGCAGCAGAAGACCGGGAAGGAGAGGUGCUGCUAUUUUUUCUGGCAGGGUCGCAACUCCACAGUCAGCGAGAAGGGAACAUCGGCGCUGAUGACCGUGGAGCUGGACGAGGAGCGAGGAGCACAGGUUCAGGUCCAGCAGGGGAAAGAGCCUCCGUGCUUCCUGCAGUGCUUCAAUGGAGGCAUGAUCGUCCACUCAGGGAAGAGAGAAGAGGAGGAAAACCCUCAGAGUGACUGGCGUCUGUACUGUGUGCGUGGCGAGGUGGAUGUGGAGGGUCACCUGCUGGAGGUGGCCUGCCACUGCAGCAGCCUGCGUUCCAGGGUCUCCAUGGUGCUGCUGGGCGUCAGCCAAGCCGUCAUCUACCUGUGGCAUGGCUGCAAGUCGCAGACACACACGCGGGAGGUGGCGCGCACCACCGCCAACAAAAUCAAACAGCAAUGUCCUCUAGAGACAGGCCUCCACAGCAGCAGUCGGGUGACCGUCCGGGAAUGUGACGAGGGAGAGGAGCCCACGGGAUUCUGGGAAGCCCUCGGGCGGAGAGACAGGAAGGCGUAUGACUGUAUGCUGCAAGACCCAGGCAGGUUUAAUUUCACACCUCGUCUGUACCAGUUGAGCAGCACUUCGGGGGAGUUUGCAGCGGUGGAGUUCCUCUACCCAGCCAGAGACCCCCAGCUGGUCAACUCCAUGCCUUUCCUGCAGGACGACCUCUAUGAAGCCUCCCAGCCCGCCCUGUUCCUGGUUGACAACCACCAUGAGGUGUACCUGUGGCAGGGCUGGUGGCCUCAGGACGAGGAACGCACCGGGUCAGCCUCCAUCCGCUGGGAUGCCGACAGGAAAUGUGCCAUGGAGACUGUGCUGCAGUACUGCAGAGAAAAGAAUGAGAAGAAGCCUCCCAAAGCGUAUCUGAUCCAUGCCGGCCUGGAACCGCUCACCUUCACCAACAUGUUCCCCAGCUGGGAGCACAGGGAGGAGAUCGCCGAGAUCACGGAGAGGGAGGCGGAGGUGUGUAACCAGAUCAUCCUGGUGGAGGACGUCCUGGCCCGGUUGUGUCAGAACACGUACACCCUGUCGGACCUCUUGGCCCGACCGCUGCCUGAGGGCGUGGACCCUCUUCACCUGGAGAUCUACCUGUCUGAUGAAGACUUUGAGGGUGUAGGGGCUUAUGAGAAAGCCCUGGACAUGACCAGAGACGAGUACGGCAGCCUGCCUGGCUGGAAGCAGGCCAACCUGAAAAAGGUCAAAGGACUUUUCUAGGAACCUGAACUGACGAAGCCAGAACAGCUGCUCUGUUCCUCACGCCUGGACCCGCACAGGCCCAGGUCGAGCCUCGAGGAUGGAGAGUCGUGGAAGAGGUGAGCGGGAAGUGUGGCAACUUCUUGUGCUGCCGGUUUCCUCCUCGCCAAGCGAGUGCCCUUACAGCCACACAGCCAUGUAGAGGAGCAGGUCUGCCAGCCUGGUCUCCGCUAUACAUGUAUCUAUGUGCAUUACAGAUCAUUUAUAUUUAUAGCAAAUCUAUGUAGGAAUUUUUAAAAAAAGGCUUCGUAAAUAAUUAGUGCUUAAAAUGGAAUAAAUAGUGUAAUUAUGUGUCGAGUGUCUUGUUUUGAGUAAAACUAGCUAUGAAGAAAUGUUUGUAUUUGUGCCUUAUGUGUACAGUUUAUAUGCAACAGACUUUUUUCUGAUAUAAAGAACUAAUAGAAAAAUAAAAGUCUGAACUGUG
Molecule: messenger RNA, 7923 nt
Organism: Betta splendens (Siamese fighting fish)
Lineage: Eukaryota; Metazoa; Chordata; Actinopteri; Anabantiformes; Osphronemidae
Gene: svila
Product: supervillin a
Exons: 42
Coding region: 540-7460 (2306 amino acids)
Biological process (GO): actin filament severing; cytoskeleton organization; actin polymerization or depolymerization
Cellular component (GO): actin cytoskeleton; cytoplasm
Molecular function (GO): actin filament binding; phosphatidylinositol-4,5-bisphosphate binding
Source: RefSeq, a predicted model, not a curated record